AUGCCCAUCAGCAUCCAGCUGACGUUUCUGCGACGGACGGCCGCGGGGCCCGCGCUGCUGACGGUGCAGGAUGCGAAAUUGGGCGCCAGGACGUCGACUAUCCAUGUUACGCUGUCGCAGGAGGAGACGUCGUCGACUGGCGAUGGCGAGAAGAAGAAGAAGCACUCCGUCAAAGUAGCAGGGUACAUCACCGUCUCGGAUCCAGUAUCUGAAGUCGGGCUGUCGACUGACUCGGACUGGACCGUGUAUCCCCCUCCGCCGAGUUUGCGUCCUCCGGAGUUUAUUACUACUAGUAAUACUGGCGAUGGCAAUGGCAAAGGCGACGUCCGUCUCGCACCGGAUAGCCCCUGGGUGCGGGUCUCCCAGCGGUUCUCCAAAUUCCGGCGCGCAUGGAACCAUACCGAGGUUUUUGGCCCUGCUGAUACCGAACUACGACAACGACGAUGGGGCAUCAUCGACCAGUGGGCGCGAUUCCGUCCGCUGGGCCCCAAGGGCGGCGAGGGGAGAUGGACCGAUGAAGCGGUGGCGUACCUGAUCGAUCUCUCCCCGCUCACGCUGCAGGGGUUGGAGGAUGCCGGUACUGCUGCUGGUUAUGCUGCUGAUGAUGGAGGCCCGUUCUGGUUCCCGACCGUGACGCUCUACGUCGACUUCAAGAAACGCCUCCCGCCGACGACGGGCGUCGAGUGGCUCUACAGCCGCGUCACGAUGAAGAGCAUCCGCAAUGGCCGUACGGAUAUCGACGUCGUGGUGCUGGAUGAGCGCGGCGAGGUCGUCGCGUUGGCGACGCAGGUCGGCUUGGUGGUGAGUGCGAGUCGGAAUCUCAAGGGGAGGGAGCUGCCGUAUAAAACCGAAGGACAAGGACAAGCACAAGGCCAGGGCGAAGGGGCUGCGAAGGCGAAGAUCUAG
Molecule: messenger RNA, 906 nt
Organism: Rasamsonia emersonii CBS 393.64
Lineage: Eukaryota; Fungi; Ascomycota; Eurotiomycetes; Eurotiales; Trichocomaceae
Exons: 1
Coding region: 1-906 (301 amino acids)
Source: RefSeq, a predicted model, not a curated record